UUAAAUCAAAUAAACGAGAGACAAAAGCACUUAAAAUGAAAGCGCAUUAAACAGCUCCCUGUAAACAUCAAACCAGCAGAUCCAACUCCGGCUUUGUAUCUCUAAUCACUAUUCCUUCGCGUUGUGCACGGUGCGGUGAGAAGUCCAGCUUUUAUAUUCCACAAUAAAAACCAGAAUUUAACACAGCAAACAUGGUGCAUUACGUGAAAAUGGAAGAUGGCAAAGUUAUGCCAAUCCAGGAGAUGCUGAAAAGUAUUGAACGGUACAACCCGGAGCACCUGAAAGUAAUCGAGGAGUAUGUCGAGGAACAAGCUCGGGAUAAUCAGUACGAUCUGGAGGCAAACUUGGCCUGCCUCAAGCUGUACCAGUUCAACCCACACCUGCUGAACCUGGACAUCACGUACAUUAUUCUGCUGAAGGCCCUCACCAACUUUCCGCACACCGAUUUUGUGCUGUGCAAAUGUUUGCUGCUUCCGGCACAGAUGAAUGACGAAACCGUGAAAGAAAUCAUCUAUCUGGCCGACAUUCUGGAAAAAUGCGAUUUCGCCCUAUUCUGGACACGCCUGGGAAAGCAUCCGGAAUACUUUAAAAAGAUCAACGGAUUCAACGAUUCCAUUCGCAAGUUCGUCUGCCACGUCGUGGGUAUCACAUUCCAGACGAUCGAGCGCGGGUAUCUGAGUCGGCUGCUGGGCAAUGUAGAGGACAAUGUACUACGGGCGUGGUUGAAGCGCUACGGAUGGAAGGAGGAAGGUGGACUGGUCACCAUCGCCACGCAGGAAGACAACAUUAAGACCAAGCACAUUACAGAAAAAAUUGAUUUUGAAAACUUGGCGCCACUAAUGGCCAACUGUUUGUAAGCUCUUAACUUUCGGCAGAAACGCUGUAAGAGAACGAUACAAUAAAUUACAACAGUAAUUAACAACAUAAGUUAAUGGAUUUCAAAUUCU
Anopheles coustani is the source of this 947-nucleotide messenger RNA. It is a transcript of the gene eIF3k, whose product is annotated as eukaryotic translation initiation factor 3 subunit K. Gene Ontology annotation, molecular function: translation initiation factor activity; ribosome binding. The record is from RefSeq and is a predicted model, not a curated record. Lineage: Eukaryota; Metazoa; Arthropoda; Insecta; Diptera; Culicidae. Gene Ontology annotation, biological process: regulation of translational initiation. The transcript is spliced from 2 exons. Bases 192 to 857 code for a protein of 221 amino acids. Gene Ontology annotation, cellular component: eukaryotic translation initiation factor 3 complex; cytoplasm.